Asparagus officinalis (garden asparagus) is the source of this 2253-nucleotide messenger RNA. RefSeq names its product protein ETHYLENE-INSENSITIVE 2-like. NCBI's taxonomy places the organism in Eukaryota, Viridiplantae, Streptophyta, Magnoliopsida, Asparagales, Asparagaceae. Gene Ontology annotation, biological process: metal ion transport. The transcript is spliced from 3 exons. Gene Ontology annotation, cellular component: membrane. The coding region runs from base 55 to 2040 and encodes 661 amino acids. Gene Ontology annotation, molecular function: manganese ion transmembrane transporter activity; cadmium ion transmembrane transporter activity. The record is from RefSeq and is a predicted model, not a curated record.
UCUGUAUUCAACAGUUAUAGCUUUCUGCCUACUUUCCUGGAUGCUUUUUGGUUGAUGAACCAGAUGUUUAGGAGUCCAGCAGCAGCAUUCCUCUUUUGUCUGUCUUUUCUCUUGUCAAGUCUUGUGGCCUCUAUAACCCAUGGUUGUGUUGGACAAGUGAUUGCUUAUCAUUUCUUCCUUAUCAAACCUCCUGUUUGGGUUUUACACAUCAUCGCCAAAGUUUUUGCUGUUUCCGCAGCUUUAUACUUUACACAAGGGGCUGGUUCAGAGGGAAUUUAUCAGCUGCUUGUUUUUUGUCAAGUUAUCUCAGCUAUUCUCCUGGUACCUUCUGCGAUUCCUCUCUUCCAGCUAUCAUCGUCACAAUCAACAAUGGGUGCUUUCAGGAUCUCUCCUAUUGUCGAAUUUCUUUAUGUGAUCGUCUUCACGGGGAUGCUACUGACAAAUGUCAUUUUCAUUACAGAGUUGAUAUUUGGAAACAACAGAAUACCAGUUGACCUGUGGCUAAAUAUGGAAAAUGAUUUCCCCAGCCUCUAUUCUUUUUUCAUUCUUCUUGCCGUGGCUUCCCUUUUCUUUGCUCUAUACCUGUUUUUUACACCACUAAGACCUUCAAUAAAUGAACCAUGUGUGAAAAUAUCUACUGAGAAGUUGCAAAACGUGCAAGCCAAGCAAUCACAGCCUACGGAAGAAAAUGGUUCAGUUGAGGUUUUGGACAAUGGAUAUCGGAAUCCUAUUGGAAAAUUAAUCCGUCAGAGCUCUCUAGAUCUGGAUACAAAAAUCAAGUCUGCGGAGGGUUGUCAUAAAUCUGAUCCUAUCCCUAAACCAUCUACAGCAUAUACUUCUUACAUCAUACAAUCUAAUGGAGUGAAUUUAUUACUCAAAAGAGUUGUGCCCCCUGAAGAUGAUCAGCUGAUUAGUUCUUCUGAGCCUCAAGAUUUGUCUCAUAUUUCUGAGUCUAAAAUUAGUGGAUCUAAUAAGUCCAUGAUAAUUGGCAGUGGUAAAGAGGCAGCCUCUGAAUUUGGCCGUGGAAGUAAGCGACAACUAGCUGCUAUUCUAGAUGAGUUCUGGGGACUUCUAUUUGACUAUCAUGGGAAGCUCACCAAAGAAGCAAAGAGCAUAAGAGCAGCUAUCUUGGUAGGUUUGGAAUGUGAACCACGUCCUAGCUGUGAGUUAGAAACUGAAAGUAAACUGAAGCUCAAGUCCAAGGAAGCAGUUUCUUUGGCAGUUGUAGAUGGUUCUGAAUCCAAUAACUGCUUGAUUUUGAGCCGUGAGACGUUCUGGUCCAAAAAUAAUUCCGUUCCAUCUGUGAAUUUUGUCGAGGUAGAUAAAAAUAUAUAUUGCCCACAUGAGACUUUGACUUGGGGAGGCAAGAUUAUACACAGCACAUCCGGUGCUCCUAAGAAAUUCCUGACAUAUGGAGAAUCAGAACGGCUUGUUCUUCAGUCUCUUCGACUUUGCAUUAGAAAGCUCUUGAGACUGAAUAGCUCAGGUUGGUUAUUCAGUCAGAAUGGCGGACUUGAUGAAGAGCUGAUAGACUAUUUGGCUAUGUCAGAGGGUCUUCUACACAAGGAUGAGUCCCUUGAGGAACAAGAGGAACUAAUUGUUUUCCUUCCCAGUAUAUCAUAUUGCGGUAAAGGCUGUAUUUGGCAAGCUAGUUUAGUUGUGAGCUUUGGCGUCUGGUGUAUUCGUAGAAUAUUGGAGUUGUUACUGACGGAGAGCCGACCAGAAAUCUGGGGGAAAUAUACUUAUGUCCUUAACCGUCUUCAGGGAAUUAUUGAUCCGGUUUUUUGCAAGCCGAGAAAAAUCCAGUCUCCCUGCAAGUGCCUAGAGGCAUGCAGUUAUGACAGGGAAAGCUCUGGCACAUUAAAGAUCACAAGCAGGAGCUGUGUUCUUGAGUUGGUUAAGGGAGCGGAAGCCUAUGUAUCUGCACGCAGAGGUCGAGCUGGCACAGCAGCAGCAAAUAUCGCCUUCCCUAAAGGAAAAGAGAACAUAAUAUCGGUCCUGAAGCGGUACAAGCAUAGGCUCUCAAAGAUAUCACCCUGAAAAGUAAUAAAAUCAGAAUCUGAGGAUAGAUGAUGUAUCUUUUGAGGACAUAGAUUGUUACUUGGCUUGUUCGCUGGAUUUUCUUUUUUUUUCCUGCCUUUGAUGGGUUUCUGGAAUAAUAAUCUUCUAGUGGUAAGUCCAGAAUAUCAUCAAUGCUAUGACUGGCGUGGUUAGGAAAUGGAAAAGUUUCUUCCGUGUGCUUCUGGUUUGAUA